Molecule: messenger RNA, 589 nt
Organism: Scutellospora calospora
Lineage: Eukaryota; Fungi; Glomeromycota; Glomeromycetes; Diversisporales; Gigasporaceae
Source: the annotation of a GenBank genome assembly
AUGAUCAAAAUAGUUUUAUUUGUUUCAAAUAAUCUUGAUGAAAGAGAUUUCAAAACUCAAGCUAUUUUUAAAAGAGAUAGCUAUUACUCUGUUGGUAGUAAGAUUGUACCUGAAACUUAUGAAGGCAAGAAGAGACUAAAAGAAUCACUUGUUUUUAUUGUUGAGCAAUUAGAAGUUAUUAAUAAUGAUUUUUAUGUUUAUGCUAAAGAUAUUAAUCUUGUUGAUACUAGUUUUUUUAAAAAAAGAAUUUUUGAUGAUAGUUCUAGUAAAUUAACUGAAGUUAUUAAUACUAUUCGAUCAAAACUUCUUUCUAUGUAUCACAACAUUAACGAAAGUCAGAAGGGUAUCAGUAAAGUUGAAACUUCAUUUUCAAAUAUUUCAAACAAUUCUGUUAAUAAUAAUUCUCAACCUGUAUCAUGUUCUAAGCAUGCAAAAAUUGAAUAUAGUGAUGAAUCUACAGAUAAUAAUGGUGUUGAGAAUAUAUCAGGAGACAAAAGAUAUAAAAAGAGCAAGAAUAGUAAAAAGAGUAGUGGUCAUCAUUUGCAUAGUGAUUCGAGAUUAUCUAAGUCUGAUGCAUAUAUUAUUAAUA